AUGCGUGCGGCUGUGACCCCGCCCCCUGGCGCGGCGCGUCCCAGGGUGCAGCUGGUCCUGGUUGACAUGGAGCACGAGGCUGAACGGUGGCAGACUGCGCACCAACCGGUCCUGGAUAACGAGAGAGCAAUGUCCAUCUUGGAUAUGUCUCUGUCUUUCAGAAGUGGCGGAAUACACACCUCUUGGAACCACAGCCCACUAGACACUCAACACUGUCCUCAGGGCACAGAGAUGUUAGGGACCUUUUUGGUGUCUGCUGAGGCACCUGUGCAGAAUAUGGGUGAAGUGGGGCCCCAGUUCGAUGUGUUACUACCUGAGUACUCUGUGAACUGUUGCCCCCAAGCGGCUCUUGUCCCUUCCCAGAUGACUUACUGUCAGGGAGUCUCUCCCUCCCAGCCAGGGAUGAUGAUGUACGAGGAGCCCCAGAUGAUGAUGCCUUUAGGAGAGCCCAGUAUUCCAGGAAUGGCCAGGACCUUCAGUGAAAAUCUGAAGAUACCCCCCAACAGUCUGCCAGUCCCAGAUUCAAGUGGCAUCUCCAUGUCCCACACUAAUGCCCCAACAAUGCCUUAUUCUGAUCCCCAAUUACUACCUUCUCUCAGACCCUCUUUAACUCCUAAAAUGUUAUGGGCCCCAAACAUGCCCUCCACUGAGACCCAGCCUGUGCUUCCCUCCAUGGUUCAGAUGUUGCCGCCUAGAGAUCCCUAUGACCUUGUGAUGCCCUCAGAUAGGUCCCAGUCUUUGCCGACCUUAGACCCCCUUGAUGCUCUUGGGGACAAGUUAGACUGCCAGGAAGACCUCUUCCUACCUGAGCCGCCCAUCCAGGCUCCAAGGAGAGCAGAGAACUCCAGUGGCCAGAAAGCAGCACCCAGGAGGAAAUCUCCCCUUUCAAGGCCUUAUUGCUGUCAGUAUAAGAACUGUGGAAAAGCCUAUACCAAGCGCUCGCACCUUGUGAGUCACCAGCGCAAACACACAGGUGAGAAGCCUUAUAGAUGCACCUGGGAAGGCUGCCCGUGGUCUUUUUUUCGUUCUGAUGAGCUUGGACGACAUAUGCGGAUACACACCAGGUAUCGACCAUAUGCAUGUGAUCAGUGUGGCCGACAGUUCAUGAGAUCUGACCAUCUCCGGCAACACCAAAGGAUUCAUCAGCCCCUGCCAGGGCAGAUCAGCAGUGGACAAACAGAUGGUCCUCUUGCUCCUGGUCUUUAG
Messenger RNA from Marmota flaviventris (yellow-bellied marmot), 1206 nucleotides. It is a transcript of the gene Klf17, whose product is annotated as KLF transcription factor 17. NCBI's taxonomy places the organism in Eukaryota, Metazoa, Chordata, Mammalia, Rodentia, Sciuridae. Gene Ontology annotation, biological process: regulation of transcription by RNA polymerase II. Gene Ontology annotation, molecular function: DNA-binding transcription factor activity, RNA polymerase II-specific; RNA polymerase II cis-regulatory region sequence-specific DNA binding. The record is from RefSeq and is a predicted model, not a curated record.